AUGGAGCGGUUUCUGAUUCGAAAAUUCGCGACGGCUUCGUCGUCCCAAGACGAGACGACGACGAAGAAGCAAAAGACGAACGAGAAGUGUGUAAAAUGGCACGCACUUCACGCCUCGUUACUCCUCCGCGUGGAUCAUUCCUGCCCGAACAAAAACGCGAGCAAAAUCGCGUGUUUUGAUCUCGACGAAACGUUGCAAAAGACGAAAUCCGGCAAGAAACCGUUCAUGACGCACGAGAACGACUUUACGUUUCGAGACCAAUCGGUGAGAACCGCGUUGAAUUUGUUACACGAGAAUGGGUAUAAGAUUGUGAUUUUUUCGAAUCAAGGGAUGGUGAAAAGCGCGGUGGAUGGGAAGAAAGCGGAACAGAUUCGGAAACGGGUUGAGAUUUUCGCGGGUGAGGUACGUGCGUUUGUGUUGUCGCUUCUUGGUCUUCGCUUCGUUCUUCGCGAGCGUUUUUUGUUCGUUUCUUACUCCUUUCAUCGCGCUGACUUUUGA
Messenger RNA from Bathycoccus prasinos, 498 nucleotides. RefSeq lists its product with no specific name. Bases 1 to 498 code for a protein of 165 amino acids. Lineage: Eukaryota; Viridiplantae; Chlorophyta; Mamiellophyceae; Mamiellales; Bathycoccaceae. The transcript has a single exon. Gene Ontology annotation, molecular function: double-stranded DNA binding; ATP-dependent polydeoxyribonucleotide 5'-hydroxyl-kinase activity; polynucleotide 3'-phosphatase activity. The record is from RefSeq and is a predicted model, not a curated record. Gene Ontology annotation, biological process: DNA repair.